Messenger RNA from Lycium barbarum (goji berry), 938 nucleotides. RefSeq lists its product as uncharacterized. The transcript is spliced from 9 exons. The record is from RefSeq and is a predicted model, not a curated record. The coding region runs from base 1 to 672 and encodes 223 amino acids. Gene Ontology annotation, molecular function: kinase binding; calcium ion binding. Gene Ontology annotation, biological process: calcium-mediated signaling. Lineage: Eukaryota; Viridiplantae; Streptophyta; Magnoliopsida; Solanales; Solanaceae.
AUGGGCCUUAUUGAUCAUGCAUUGACACCGUCCAGAUACAGAGAGCCAAAAUUUCUCUUCUUCUCAUUUCCUUUUGCUGGGUUGUAUAUUCGUGAUAGAGUAUUUUCUGUUCAGAUCUUAGCACUAGUGGAGCCCGCGAUUUUCGUUUCAUUCCCCCCCCCCCCCCCCCCCCCCUUUCUCUUUCACUCUCUUUACUCUCCAUCUUCUCUCUACCAUCCCACCACCCGACUGCCCCACCCCCUCCUUAGACGGUCAACGCCGCAGCCACCGCCGUUUCGGACCAGCAAGCGUCGCCACCAGACGCCGCCGCUGUUUUCGACCAUCGUUCCAUAUUUUGAAGAUCAUGGUGUUAGAUUUACUCCGGUCAAAAAGAUUUUUGAGCUCUUUGAUGUAAAGCAAAAAGGAGUUAUCAAUUUUGAUGAUUUUGUUAGGGCACUUAAUGUUUUCCACCCAAAUGCCCCACAGGAAGAGAAGAUUGAUUUUUCAUUUAGGCUUUAUGAUAUGGAUGGCACGGGAUUCAUCGAGCGGCAAGAGGCUUCAUUAUCUGUGAUUUUGGCAGACUCAAAUCAGGACGGAAAGAUUGACAAAUCUGAAUGGCACAAUUUUGUGGGCCGAAAUCCUUCAUUAUUAAAGAUAAUGACUCUUUCGUAUCUAAGGAGUAUGAAGCUAUGAAGCAUCAAGUUGCUCAGCUAACAAGAACACUUAAUUCCUCGGAGGCUAGGAUGUUGGGUAUGCAAGCCCAAAUUAAUAGUUUAUGAUGGAUAUGUUUAAAUAGAUAUGUAUAUUAUCUUUAAGGGUUUGAAUGUAGUUUUAGUUUGAAUUAGAAGUACUUUUACGUUUAUGAUGUUUAAGUGUUUGAAUGUAGUUUUAAUUUUAGGUACUUUGAGGUUGAAUGGACAAUGUUUAAGUGUUCAAGUGUUUGAACAUUGUUUAUGGUU